This is a messenger RNA of Cloeon dipterum, 3140 nucleotides long. RefSeq names its product coatomer subunit beta (gene betaCOP). Gene Ontology annotation, molecular function: structural molecule activity. Gene Ontology annotation, cellular component: cytoplasm; COPI vesicle coat. NCBI's taxonomy places the organism in Eukaryota, Metazoa, Arthropoda, Insecta, Ephemeroptera, Baetidae. The coding region runs from base 152 to 3028 and encodes 958 amino acids. Gene Ontology annotation, biological process: intracellular protein transport; endoplasmic reticulum to Golgi vesicle-mediated transport; intra-Golgi vesicle-mediated transport. The transcript has 14 exons. The record is from RefSeq and is a predicted model, not a curated record.
GUAUCUAAGAGACACGUCACCGGCACAGAGGUUGUCAGUGUUUUUGGACACGUCCUUUCGUGACAACUUUUAGCGAAAAUUAACACCAAACUCACUCAGCUGGAUAUUUUUACAUUUAAAUCAACGCCUGACACCUGCAGCUACCUUCAAGAUGGCGGUGGUGGAGCAGCCCUGCUACACCCUCAUAAACAUGCCCUCGGACUCGGAAGCCCCCAAUGAAAUGCAACUCAGGAGUGAUCUAGAAAAGGGGGACAUGAAGGUCAAGAUCGACGCUCUGAAGAAGAGCAUCCAGCUGAUCCUGGCCGGCGAACGACUGCCAGGUCUGCUGAUGACGGUGAUCAGGUUCGUGUUGCCCCUGCAGGACCACACCAUCAAGAAACUGCUCCUCGUCUUCUGGGAAAUCGUGCCCAAAACCACGUCAGAUGGCAAACUGAUGCAGGAGAUGAUCUUGGUGUGCGACGCCUAUAGAAAGGACUUGCAGCACCCCAAUGAGUUCAUCAGGGGCUCCACUCUGAGAUUUUUGUGCAAGUUGAAGGAACCAGAGCUGCUGGAACCUUUGAUGCCGGCCAUAAGGGCGUGCCUUGAACACCGACACUCGUACGUUCGGAGAAAUGCUGUGCUGGCUAUCUUCACCAUCUACAGAAACUUUGAGUUUCUUAUCCCUGAUGCUCCUGAGUUGAUCUCAAACUUCUUGGAAGGAGAGCAAGAUAUGUCGUGCAAGCGAAAUGCAUUCCUGAUGCUGCUUCACGCUGACCAGGAAAGAGCAUUAGCUUACCUGGCGGCUUGCCUGGACCAGGUGGCUUCCUUUGGUGACAUUCUUCAACUGGUCAUUGUUGAGCUGAUUUACAAGGUUUGCCACGCAAACCCGAGUGAACGGUCCCGUUUCAUCCGGUGCAUUUACUCGCUGCUCAACUCGCAAAGCGCUGCUGUGCGCUACGAAGCUGCCGGCACACUGGUGACCCUGUCGAGCGCUCCAACAGCCAUCAAGGCUGCUGCUUCGUGCUACAUUGAACUGAUCGUCAAGGAGAGCGACAACAACGUGAAGCUGAUCGUCCUUGACAGGCUGAUAGCCCUCAAGGACCAUCCAUCGCACGAGAGGGUGCUGCAAGAGCUGGUUAUGGACAUUGUCCGCGUGCUGGCCAGCCCUGAUUUGGAGGUGCGACGCAAAACCCUGGCUCUGGCCCUCGAGCUGGUUUCCUCCAGGAAUAUCGAAGAGCUGGUGUUGGUGCUGCGCAAGGAAGUGGCCAAGACGCACAACAGCAUUGAGCAUGACGAGACUGGCAAAUACCGCCAGCUGCUGGUCAGAACCCUGCACGCCUGCUGCGUCAAAUUCCCUGACGUGGCCGCCACCGUGGUGCCUGUCCUGGUCGAAUUCCUUUCAGACAGCAAUGAGUUGGCUGCAUCAGAUGUGCUUGUGUUCCUCAGAGAGGCAAUACACCGAAUUGAGAAUCUGCGUCCACUUGUAAUCGAACAUUUACUGGACGCAUUCCCUUCCAUCAAGUCCGCAAAGGUGAGCCGCGCUGCUCUUUGGAUUCUCGGCGAGUACGCCAGCACUGAAGACGAUAUCCAGGCUGUCAUGAGUCAACUGCGCCAAACUCUAGGAGAGAUUCCCCUUGUCGAGGAUGAACUGAAAAAGGCUUCAGGAGAAAAAACCGACGAGGAGUCCACCUCGUCAAUGUCUGUGCAGAAGCUUGUGACCUCUGAUGGCACCUACGCCUCUCAGUCUGCAUUUAACACAACAAGCUCUGCCAAGAGCAAAGAGAAUCGACCACCUCUGCGCCAGAUGCUGAUGGAUGGCGAGUUCUUUGUCGGAGCUGCCCUUGGCACCACACUGACCAAGCUUUCCCUGCACUACGCAUUAAUCGUGAAUGACGCCAAAAAGUGCAACAGAUUUUGCGCAGAGGCCAUGCUCAUUCUGGCUUCAGUUCUGCACCUUGGCCGCUCUGGCUUGCCCACCAAGGCAAUUACAAACGAUGAUGCUGAUCGUCUUUGGACGUGUCUGCGAGUCCUGGCCAACGGGGAACGUCCUGCCAAGAUCUCUUCAGUAUUUGAAUUGGAGUGCAGAAAAGCUUUGGCAACCAUGCUGACAGCGCAGGCUGACGAGGAAGCCAACGCUCAGCGGGCCAAAGAAAAACCUGGCUCUGUGGUGCAGCCUGACGAGCCUGUCAAUUUCGGGCAGCUCGCUCCCAAAAACGACCUUGGAGGGCAAGAGAACGUCUUUGAUGCCAGUCUAAGCCAAGCCAUGGGCCUGGCUAGGAAAGAGGACACUUCCAUUGCUGCUGCCUCAAAACUAAACAAGGUUACUCAGCUGACUGGCCUCUCCGAUCCCGUCUACGCUGAAGCAUUGGUGCAUGUGAACCAGUACGAUAUUGUUCUGGAUGUGUUGGUGGUCAACCAAACAGACGACACUUUGCAAAACUGCACCCUGGAACUCGCCACCCUGGGCGACUUGAAGCUCGUAGAGAAACCGCAGCCUGUUGUCCUGGCACCAAGGGACUUUUGCAAUAUUAAAGCCAACGUGAAGGUGGCGUCCACUGAAAAUGGAAUUAUCUUCGGGAACAUUGUAUACGAUGUCAGCGGCUCGACAUCUGACAGAAAUGUCGUGGUGCUGAACGACAUACACAUUGAUAUCAUGGACUACAUUGUACCAGCAAGCUGCACCGACACCGAGUUCAGGCAAAUGUGGGCAGAAUUCGAGUGGGAAAACAAGGUUUCUGUCGUCACGAGCGUGUCAGACCUCCAUCAGUACCUUGUGUUGCUCCUCAAGAGCACAAACAUGAAGUGUCUCACGCCUGAAAAGGCUCUCUCCGGCGAAUGUGGCUUCAUGGCAGCAAACUUGUACGCACGCUCUAUCUUUGGCGAAGACGCUCUGGCCAACUUGAGCAUUGAGAAACCUUUUGGCAAGCCUGACGCCCCUGUUGUUGGCCACAUCAGGAUUCGUGCCAAGAGUCAAGGCAUGGCGUUGAGUCUGGGAGACAAAAUCAACAACACGCAGAAAUCGCCCAACCGAGCAUCAGCCAAUGCUUAACUAUUCCUUCUGCAUUAUUUCAUUGUGUUGUUUACUAUCUCGUUUCACAAUGUUUCGUUAUUCUAUAGCCGCGUUAAUAAAGCAUGUUUUGUAUAGUCUUCUUUGGACCAGA